AUGACUCUCCCAGAACCCCAAUCUCCCCGCACCGGCUUGGCCCUCUCCGACCUCGGCUCUGCAUCCAGCUCGUACUCGGUGGGCGGUGCCGGCAUCAGCGGACUCGCAAUCGCAUCACACGGAGGCAGCUCCAACUGGUCCACACGCGGAGUCGGCGGAAUCGGAGCCGGUAUUGGAGUCGGAGCUGGAGCCGGAAUCGGCGGUGGUGCCGGUCUCGGCGGACUCACUGGCGCUGGCAGCAAUGGAUCUUCAUCGGUAUGUUUUUGAGGUUAGUUUUUUGCACUUUUACUCCAACUUCUAGAUGAUUUUAGGACUUUAGACGCAAUUUUUUUAAUUUUACGAAAAGUGACGACAUAAAAAUCCAGAAGGGGAAGGAAAUUUUGCAGCUUGUCCAAUCAAAGAUUUAUGACUUUUCACCUCUUCCUUGAGCUCCACAAAGUCCGUUCGAUCACCCCCGCGGCCCCGAAAGCGCCCCCGGAAAUCUUUCGAAGCGAAAACAUUUUUCGGCAAACCAAAAACAAAAACCGGGUCAUGGUCAGAGGAGGGCUUCAUAAACGCAUCAGCAAAAAAAAGUUCGAAAAUGCGGGCUUUUGGUGAAACGUUUUCUCCAGUUUCCGCAGAAUUUGUCCCAAUUUCGUCGUGGUCAAGGUUACCCGGAAAGUGGAACAUCCCGAAAAUUUCAAGGUGAAUCGGAGGAAAGUACAGUACUCGCCGGGAACGGUGAAGGUCAUAACCUUCUUUUUCGGGGUCUUAAUUGGGCUCUGCUCUUGUUUUAGGCACAACCAAUGCAAAGGUUUUGAAAAUGAAAAAAAAUGAAAAUUUUGAAAUUGAAAUUAAAGUACGCGCGUCGCCAUAACUAGGGAACACUUGGCCAUUUUUUAAAAUAAAUCGCGUCGGGACCAAAAUUAACUUGAAAUCGUACGUGUGUACGGUAGAAAAAUAAUUUUUUCGCGGCUGCAGCCGGAAAUUUUGUUGUUUGAUAUCGCGGUGGAUUUAUCUCAGUAAGUUGUUUUAUAUCUAUUUUCACUUGUUUCUAGAGCUCAGGGACCGUUGGAGAAAGUUGUUUACUAUCUGUUCUUUGUGAUUUUUUUCAAAAUCUGUCGGAUUUUCUUUCUCCUCGUGAAUAAUGCUAUCUUAUCCAUGAUUUGUUAGUAUUAUCGUCAAAAGAAGCUGUAAAAAACAUGAGCAAGCUCUCUCAUAUUCUCUUCUGUCAGUUUAAAUUUCGACUGAAGAACCAUUUAUUGAUAAAAUUCCGACAUUAUCCACUUAUUUUCUUUGAAUUUUUCAGUUUUUGGACAGCAUUCACGUCGACCAAUAACACAACGCCCACUACAGCACCUUCUUCUGUUUGCCUCCCGAUUAUCUGUGAUUAGCACGAAGCCCUCUUCCCUCCAACUUUUUCAGAAUCAAGAUUUAUAAUAAAAUAAAUUUAUUAACCUUCAGAAUGCUUAUUUUUGAUAUUAUUAUUCAACGCAUUAUAUAAGUCUCCACUGGGGCAUGUGAACUCUGCGACGGCACCGGCUUCAUCAAGAUCCAGACCACUUGAUCAUGCGUGAGAUUCUGUUGGAGCGAGAGGCGGGCCCUUCCAGGACCUUGUCAUUUUUGACACGUUCGCAGAGAUCCUAAAACCGAGUAAUCAAUGUCAAAAACAUUGAACUUACUUCAUGGUGAGGUGGUCAGGGUUGAUCUCCAAAUUUUUCUUGGAACCGAUAUAUCUAUCCCAUGUUUAACUAGCCAACAAAAGUCUGAUCCUUCAUGAUUCUCUGAAUCUUGACCUUUUUCUGCAAAAUUGUGCUUUUCCUAUUCGAAUUCAUGGAGUUCAAGACUUCCGCGGAGCAUUUACUUUACAUCGAACUCCUUCCGUUGCCGGACAUCGUACUCAUCAACGCACGUGAACCCGUAGAUGACCUCGUCUUCACGUUUCUUGCCUAAAAUUCGGACCGAAAACAUUAGUUUUCGUUUAAAAAAAAUCUAAAAUACAGCUAAAUAUGCACGAACCACAAACGAUUUAUUUAUACAAAUUAUAAAGACACUGAUCCACGAAUCCGACAAUUCGUCAACAACGCAACAAAUAAUUCUCGGCUCAAGCCGCAGAAAAAUUAUUUUUCUACCGUACACACGUACGAUUUCAAGUUAAUUUUGGUCCCGGCGCGAUUUAUUUUAAAAAAUGGCCAAGUGUUCCCUAGUUAUGGCGACGCGCGUACUUUAAAGAUGAAAGGGAAUUGAAAUGAAGUUUCGAGAUCCGACUUUCGCUGAUUUCACUAAUCCAGGUGAAUCCACAAAGUCUCCGGAUUUUUUACAUUAAUCAAAACGACCGUCGUCGGGAAGUCGGUCAUCGAAUUAGCGGGUCUUCCCGCGUGUAUAUAAGGCUUCUUCCUGACUUUCGAAACGUUUUUUUCGAUAUUUCGGAGUGGAAGAGUGGGGCAUUUUGGGCAUACGUGAUUUGAGACUACGUCGGCAUUUUUUUCAAUCAUUUGUAGUGCGUAAAAAUGAUCGUAGAGACUUGAGGUGUUUUUAAGUUUUCUCGAUUAGUCACUGCACAAUUUCAUUGUAAAAUAUGCCCGUAUCACAGUAGAUUUUAUAAAAAAGUUUCUAAAUUUUGCUUAUUUCAGAAUUUCGGCUUCGGAUCCUCAUACCUCCAGAACUGUGGUUGUUCGUCCAGUGAUUACGGACUCUUCAAAAACUAA
Bursaphelenchus xylophilus (pine wood nematode) is the source of this 2687-nucleotide messenger RNA. The record is from the annotation of a GenBank genome assembly. NCBI's taxonomy places the organism in Eukaryota, Metazoa, Nematoda, Chromadorea, Rhabditida, Aphelenchoididae.